Marmota monax (woodchuck) is the source of this 4554-nucleotide messenger RNA. RefSeq names its product zinc finger DHHC-type palmitoyltransferase 16 (gene Zdhhc16). The record is from RefSeq and is a predicted model, not a curated record. The coding region runs from base 248 to 1402 and encodes 384 amino acids. Gene Ontology annotation, biological process: protein palmitoylation. Gene Ontology annotation, molecular function: palmitoyltransferase activity. Gene Ontology annotation, cellular component: Golgi apparatus. The transcript has 12 exons. Lineage: Eukaryota; Metazoa; Chordata; Mammalia; Rodentia; Sciuridae.
CAGGUUGCUCCGGGAAAAAAUCGGAGGUGGAACUUCGAGGUUUCAGGGCACGCGCUUGCGCUCAUGGUUGAGGAUGGGCUGGCGGCGGGUCCCGGUCCGCUUACUGGCGCUGUGGGUGACGGGCAAUGGUGGGUCGGAUUGAACCUGGCCUGGCCCGGGCACCGAGCUGGAGCGGGGGGUGGUGAGCGGCCGCAGAGGCUGCGGUGUUUAAUUUGGCUGAUUGAGGAGUCGGCAGGGUGCAGGAGCGAUGAGGGGUCAGCGGAGCCUGCUGCUGGGCCCAGCCCGCCUCUGUCUGCGCCUGCUUCUGCUCCUGGGUUACAGGCGCCGCUGCCCACCUCUGCUCCGGGGCCUGGUACAGCGCUGGCGCUAUGGCAAGGUCUGCCUGCGCUCCUUGCUCUAUAACUCCUUUGGGGGUGGUGAUACUGCUGUCGAUGCUGCCUUUGAGCCUGUCUACUGGCUGGUGGACAACGUGAUCCGCUGGUUUGGGGUGGUGUUCGUGGUGCUGGUGAUAGUGCUGACGGGCUCCAUCGUGGCCAUCGCCUACUUGUGUGUCCUGCCUCUCAUCCUUCAAACCUACUCGGUGCCACGACUCUGCUGGCAUUUCUUCUACAGUCACUGGAAUCUGAUUCUCAUCGUUUUCCAUUACUACCAGGCCAUCACCACUCCACCUGGGUACCCACCCCAGGGCAGGAAUGACAUUGCCACAGUCUCCAUCUGUAAGAAGUGUAUUUAUCCCAAACCUGCCCGAACACACCACUGCAGCAUCUGCAAUAGGUGUGUGCUGAAGAUGGACCAUCACUGCCCCUGGCUAAAUAACUGUGUGGGCCACUAUAACCAUCGGUACUUCUUCUCUUUCUGCUUUUUCAUGACUCUGGGCUGUGUCUACUGCAGCUAUGGAAGUUGGGACCUUUUCCGGGAGGCUUAUGCUGCCAUUGAGAAAAUGAAACAGCUCGACAAGAACAAACUGCAGGCGGUUGCCAACCAGACUUAUCACCAGACCCCACCACCCACCUUCUCCUUUCGGGAAAGGAUAACUCACAAGAGCCUUGUCUACCUCUGGUUCCUGUGCAGUCUAAUUGAGGUUGGCAGAGUCAGCACUUUUCUUCAGCAUUUUGGGGCAGGGAACACUCAGGACAUGAGCACUGCUGUUUACCAAGCACUAAGGAUUUCUGUGGCACUUGCCCUGGGUGCCCUAACCAUAUGGCAUGCUGUUCUCAUCAGCCGGGGUGAGACUAGCAUCGAAAGGCACAUCAACAAGAAGGAAAGACGUCGACUACAGGCGAAGGGCAGAGUAUUUAGGAAUCCUUACAACUAUGGCUGUCUGGACAACUGGAAGGUAUUCCUGGGUGUGGACACAGGAAGACUUCUUUUGGCAGACACUAUGUACCCAAAUCCUGGCUAAGACCUACCUCUGCAAAUCGUGGUGUAGAAGCCAGCACAGCUCGAAGACUGAGGAUGAGAUCUUCUCUUUGGAUACCAUGGGGAUCAUUAGGUGGCUGGAAAGGAGAAAGGCCAUGAGUUUGUAUAAUUUUUCAGACCACCUUUGGACACAAAGGCUUGAAUCUGGCAAACCUACACAACAGGUGAUGUGGUCACAGGUCUAGUCUAGCAGAAUAAGAAUAUAUGAGGCCUCAGCAAGAAAAUAUGCUUGCUCUUAUGUGUUCCUUGGAGUUUUUUGUCUUUUAGGCAUUUAUUUUUGAUCUGGUCACACAUUUUCUAUCUGAUCUAUCAUUUUACCACUCAUAGAUAAGCACCCAUAGCUUUCUGGGAAUUGGUUUCUUCUCUGCACCUAUAUUAAUAUUAUAAUGUGUUAGUACACACUGGUUCUCUAUAAAUAAAUGUGAUUGCUAGCCAAGGAUGGUGGCACAUGCCUUUAAUCUCAGCUAUCUGGGAGGCUGAGGCAGGAGGAUUCCAAGUUUGAGGCUGGCCUGGGCACCUUAGUGAGAUUCUACCUCAAAAUUUAAAAAAAGGGGCUGGACAAGCCAAGGAAUACCAAGGACUGACUAUAUCACCAGUUGCUGGGGGAGAGGCAAGGAAGGAUUCUUCCCGCAGGUGCCAACACCUUGAUUUUGGUCAUCUGGCCUCUAGAACUGUGAGAGUGUAAGUUUCCAUUAUUUAAACUUAAAAGGUGGGUGGGGGCUGGGAAUAUAGCUCAGUGGUAGGACACUUGCCUAGCUGAGGCCCUGGGUUUUAUCCACAGUACUGGGAAAAAAAAGAAACAGAACAAAAAAAUGUGACUGCUCUAUAUAUACAGUCUAUAAUCUAUUUCCUCUGUUAAUAUAUUAAUAAGAACAUUUAAAAUGGUAUUAUUCUUACAUAACAUGUUUUAGUGGUAGAUACUAUUUCAUUGUGUGGUUCAGACACAGUUUAUAUAAAUAACAAUCAUUUGACAGACAUUUCUGUUUCUUCACCCAUAUAAAAACUUGUAACUCUGACAACAUAAGCAUAUAUAGUUUCUGUGUCAAGAUGGCAGAUCUGAAAACACUGAAUCAGAUUUUCAUUUCUCCUUUGAAAACUACACAAAAAAUACAAUAAAAGGGAUCUUCUUUUUUUGAGGACCUAAGGCUAAAAGUUGCAGAUAACAAGGGAAAAGCCAUCAGCAAUAAAAUUUUAGAAGCUGAAAAGCAAAUAGAUAUGAAGAAAAUGACUUAACAGACAUAAGACAACAGAAUCCCAGGUAGACUCUGGGCAAGCUAAAUCACUACCCAUACAUACACUGCACAGUCCUCGAAAGGCUUUGGGACUGCAGUUCCAGGAACCUCUGGAGUUGGGAGUGGGGCUAGAGAAGCAGCCUGACUUUCUAGACUGACUUCUAGCUCCUCAUUAAAGGUAGCAGAAUCUGAGGUUUAAUUUUCUGGAACAGGGGUCUUAAAUCUUAGAGCUGCAGGUAUAGUGGUGAGCCUCAGUGCUGCACCAAGAGAUGGGGGUCUAAGUGAUAGGUACUGAGUGCUGGUAUUCUCAGCUCCCUCUGCUUGUCAUCAGACCUAUCCUGAUAGGCAGACCUAAGGUCUUUUUUGAGAAGUACUGGACUAGCCCAAGAAAAAUAAUAUUUGUGGAGUUCUUCAACUUUCCAGUAAGCCAUUCUAUGAUGAAGCUCACACUUAAUAAGUACACUUAUAACCCUCACUUAGAAACAUGUAAAAACUCCCAAGAACUUGCCUCCAGAAUAAAAUGAAAAAAAGGACUAGGGAUGUAGUUCAGUGGUAGAGCACUUGCUUAGCAUAUGCUAGGCCCACUAUCAGGGGAAUUAAAAAAAAAAAAAAAACAAAAAACAACCUGGUAGCCAAAGCAGGAUCUUUCAAGAUUUCAAAGGCAUAAAGUUGUUCUGAGGUAGAAAGGUCACUGAUUAUGGAAGAUAUGAAAAUAAUUUCAGGGCAGAAGUGAUCCCAAGAAACAAUGCCAAAUGAAAUAAGUUGGUAAUUCCCUAUAGCAAAAAUGGCUGCAGCACUUCAAUUAUUUUUAUUUUUUAUGGCACUGGGGAUUUAACCCAGGAGUGCUCUACCACUGAGCUACACCCCCAGCCUUGUUUAUUUUUUUGGGGGGUGUCGGAGGACAGGGUCUUGCCAAGACUGGCCUCAUACUCAUUAUCCUCCUGUCUUGGCCUCCCACCAAGUCACUGGGAUUAUAUGUGCAGUGCAGCACAGCAUUGAGCCUGGUUGACUGUGCACUCUGAAGGCAAUGACAAUCAAUACUCAAAUGUUGCUUGCUGUGCUGCAAUAGAACUCUUCAUUUCUCACAUAGUACUAAUGUUUGUAGUACACAUACCCACGCAUGCCUACACAGUAAUUAGAUCCUGUGUAUUUUGAAGUAAAAAAGAAAUCAAAUGCAAAGUGGGAGGAAGGCCUGAGAGGGUCACAACAAAUAUCUCCUAUACAUACUGUGCUUGAUUGUUCCUUUUUUGUUCUGCCAAUUUGUUGUUAUCUCCUGAGAUGCCCUUUCCAAUUCCAGAAUCAUAUCCCAUGCAUUCCUUAGAAACAAACUGAAAUCCUAUCUUAUCUAUGAGGUCAGUACCUGCCUACUUGAGCUCACACUGAAUUCUGUCUUCUCAGAAAACUAUAGUAUCACUCAUUUUGGUACCUAAUCUCAUAUUGUUACUUAAAUGUUUCAGCUUUCAAGGGCAUGGACUAUGUUUCACAAUCCUGUACCCCUCAGCACCAAGUAUAUUGUCAAGGAACUUAAGGAGUACCCUCAAAUACUUGCUGAUCUGAAUUCUUCCUUAAAUGUCAAAUGCUUCUCCAUUUCCCAGUGAAUUAAAAUGUAAAUUAAUGAGGAUUUCUAAACAUAAAUCCAGGAAAUGUCUGUUUUGUUCACAUGUGUCCUCUGUGCCUAGAACAGUGCCUGUACAUAGCAGGUACUCAACAAAAUAUUUAAAUGAAUAAACAAAGGUGCUUCUUACAGGAGUAAAAUCAAUAGGGAAAUAACAGGAUGUGACUUCAAAUAACUCCUCCACAAAGGGUCCUGUGACAACAGAGAAAGAAUGAGGUUGAAUUAUCAGUUUCAUUCACCCAAGAAGCCCGAAUCAGCUAAUUCAUGGCCACUAAGACAUACCCAGGC